This is a messenger RNA of Knipowitschia caucasica, 3612 nucleotides long. The record is from the annotation of a GenBank genome assembly. NCBI's taxonomy places the organism in Eukaryota, Metazoa, Chordata, Actinopteri, Gobiiformes, Gobiidae.
AUGGCCGUGGGUUGGCUCCGGUUCGUGUGGCCGCUGCUGGGGCUCUGUACUCGGCUUCAUGCUUCACAAAACCCCCGGCCUCCUCUGGACCUGCUCCUCCCCUACACUGGUCCUCACGGCCCCUCUCACUCCCACCGUCACGUUCGGGACUGUCAGCCUCUGCUCUUCGGAAACAGCACCCAUGAAACAUGGAAAGCGGAUGCCACUCAGGGUGAAGAGGCCCGGUCCUCUGUGUUCGUGACCGACGUGAAGAGCUCCUCCGGCCCGCGCUGGGUCUACGGCCACAUGACGGUGGUGCAAGACCCCCUGCGGACCCUCUCAGUGCUGGAGCCGGGGGGAGUGGGCGGCUGUGGCCUGAACCAUUUGACCCCUGUGGAGACAACGGCCCAAUCAGGCGGGUGCAUCUACGCCCAGAACGCAGGCUUUUUCAACACCAGCAAGGGGCAGUGUCUCGGGAACGUGAUCAGUGAGGGUCGACUGGUGAGGAGCAGCGGGGGCGUCCAGAACGCUCAGUUUGGAAUCCGCCGAGACGGCAGCCUGGUGUUCGGGUAUCUGUCUGAGGAGGAGGUGCUGGACCAGAAGAACCCCUUUGUUCAGCUGGUCAGUGGAGUGAUGUGGCUGCUGCGAGACGGACAGGUCUACAUCAACCACAGCCUCCAGGCAGAGUGUGAUGAGACCCAGGAGACCGGUACCUCUGCUCUUCCUCUGCUCCUCCUCCUCGGCUCUUCCUCCUCCGCUCCUCUGUUCCUCCUCUGUUCCUCCUCUGCUCUUCCUCCUCUGCUCCUCCUCCUCGGCUGUUCCUCCUCUGCUCUUCCUCCUCUGCUCCUCCUCCUCUGCUCCUCCUCCUCUGCUCUUCCUCCUCUGCUCUUCCUCCUCUGCUCCUCCUCCUCUGCUCCUCCUCCUCUGUUCCUCCUCUGCUCUUCCUCCUCUGCUCCUCCUCCUCGGCUCCUCCUCCUCUGCUCCUCCUCCUCUGCUCCUCCUCCUCUGCUCUUCCUCCUCUGCUCCUCCUCCUCAGCUCCUCCUCCUCGGCUCCUCCUCCUCUGCUCCUCCUCCUCGGCUCCUCCUCCUCUGCUCCUCCUCUGCUCCUCCUCCUCUGCUCUUCCUCCUCUGCUCCUCCUCCUCUGCUCUUCCUCCUCUGCUCUUCCUCCUCUGCUCCUCCUCGUCUGUUCCUCCUCAGCUCUUCCACCUCUGCUGCUCCUCAGCUCCUCCUCCUCCGCUCCUCUGCUCCUCCUCCAUUCCAGAUGUGGAGCAUCGCUGCGUCACUUCGUGGACGUGAUCUCGGCUCGCACCGUGGUGGGACACGACGCUCAGGGCAGAGUUCUGCUUGUGCACAUCGAUGGACAGACAGAACUACGAGGGAUGAAUCUGUGGGAGAUGGCAGACUUCCUGAAGGAGCACAAUGUGAUCAACGCCAUAAACCUGGACGGAGGCGGCUCUUCGACCUUUGUGAAGAACGGGUCUCUGGCCAGCUACCCCUCAGACCACUGCAUUCCAGACAGCAGGUGGCGCUGUGCUCGAGCCGUGUCCACUGUGCUGUGUGUCCACCCCAGACGUUGUGAAGCCGGCUGCAGAGGUCGCUGUGAGUCUGGGGUGUGUGUUUGUGAGGCCGGCUGGAGCGGGGACCUGUGUGAGAGAGCUCCUUGUGAGGACCGAGGCUGCGGACGCCACGGCAUGUGCACACACGAGGGCUGUGUGUGCGACGCUGGGUGGAUCGGACACAACUGCAGCCGAGCGUGCCCCUCCGGUCUGUACGGUGACGGCUGUAAUCAGAGCUGCUCCUGUGUGCGAGGCUCCUGUGAUGCGGUGCACGGCCUCUGCUCCUGUCCUCCAGGGUUCACCGGAGACUCCUGUCAGAACGUGUGUCCUCAGGGAUCGUUCGGCUUGUCCUGUUCGCAGAUCUGUAACUGCUCAGAUUCCUGCUUCUGUGACGCUGUCAGCGGCCAAUGCAGCACAACAUUCACACCGGAGAGAAACGCAACGCUUCACACAGUGGAGCAGUGUUUGGCCGAUCACAUGUUUAAAUCCUGGAUACGAGACGAGCGCUCUACCCUGGAGCAGCACUAUCUGUCUGAACGCUCCUGGCUGAUCUUUGGGUCCGCUCUGCUCCUGCUGCUCCUCUGCAUCAGUGUUUCUCUGCACCUCCUCACCUGCUGCAGAGCCUCCUCUCUCUCCUCCGCCAUCGCUCGCCCUUACGCCUACAUCCCACUGCAGCACAUGGACCACUCUGUCCCUGCGGAAGAGAUGGGAAACGACUCUGAGUCUGAGGAUGAGGUAACGCUGCAGGAGGCGUGGAUCACUAUAAAAACGAUGAAAAUCCAUGUUCAGACCUUCAGACUUGACUCAGACGUUACUCUGGAGCAGAAGGUGGCAGAUGCUGUUCUGACCAGGUGGCAAAACAGCAUCGAAAGCUGCCUCCCCAUGGCGCACUCCACUAAAACCAUCGCCAAGGGCUGUUUUGGCAAAGUCUACAAGGAGAAGUACGGCGACAAGUGGGCCGCAAUCAAGAGGGUCCCAAUGGGUCUCAUCAACAUGAAGGACCUGGAGAGGGAGUGUGCCGUCUAUAAAAAAGCGGAGCACCUAAACAUUGUGAAACUCUUGGGCCCUGUCACUUGCAAAGAUGGAAAAUAUGUCAUUCCACUGGAGUUCAUUGACGGAGAGGAUUUGGAGAUGACUAUUUUCAACGUGUCAAAGUCCAAAGUGCCGUCAACCAGCUCUGCAAAAACCACCAUCAUUUUGGGAAUGUGUGAAGGCCUCCUCCAUCUGCAUCGGCUAGACAUUGUCCACCAAGACCUGAAGCCAGACAACAUCAUGGUGGAACACGGCACAAACAGAGCCGUCAUCAUCGACCUGGGGCUGGCCAAGUUCUUCAAAAAUGGUCUGAACUCUGCGAUGGACAUGGGCAACGAGGCGUACUCUGCCCCGGAGGUCCUGAGGAUCAGCAGCCAGCGGGACCAGCGCUCGGACGUCUGGGCCAUGGGAAAGAUCAUCGCUGAACUGUGCGCCCGAGUCCGCCUGGUCACCACCAGUGUGAACCCAGAGAAGAUCAAAGAGUUUCUGAAGGACAGCCCCUACUGCAGCACCGUGUGCCGCAUGGUGCAGCCCGACCCUUCACUGCGCGCCACCAUGGCCGGGGUCAUUGGUGACAUAAGAACCAAAGCAGUGACAAGUGGGGCAGGAGCGCACCGCUUUGUACCACCUGCAAACCCCACCAGAGGAAGACAUCUGAUGCCCUCUAACCCUGUCCCUGCGAGAGAGCACUCCCCCAGGCCUCAGCCGAGUGGUGGAUUUGCAGAAGAGGGCCUCCUCACCGUGGUCACACCAGGCGCACAGCUCACUCCAAAACUUAUGAAGAUGAAGCUGCACGACGAGCCGAAGAAGGACCUCCUCCCUGUGGUCCAAUCAAGGGGGAAACGGUACGGUCAAGACAUGGUGAAGACUAAGCUGUUCGAAGCUGCGACGAGAGACCUGCCCUUUGAUGUACCCGCACAUGGACGAGUGGUGGUGCAGAGCUUUGAGGAGAAGGACGGCGAGGUGGAGCAUUGGCAACAGAAGGAGCUGGUGAUGCGCGACGGCCGCAUCGUCAAGUUCAACAACGUCGAGCUCAACAAAUGA